Molecule: messenger RNA, 411 nt
Organism: Triticum turgidum subsp. durum (durum wheat)
Lineage: Eukaryota; Viridiplantae; Streptophyta; Magnoliopsida; Poales; Poaceae
Source: the annotation of a GenBank genome assembly
AUGGGCACCACCCGGCACUCCGACCCCAGCUUCCUCACCGUGCUGCUCCAGGACGCCGUCGGCGGCCUCCAGGUGCUCGUGGAGGAUGACGGCGGCUCCGCUGAGUGGAUUGAGGUGCCGGCGGUGCCGGGGGCACUGGUGGUGAACAUCGGCGACUACCUGCAGCUCUUGUCCAACGACAGGUUCAAGAGCGUGGAGCACCGCGUGGUGGCCAACGGCGCGGGUCCUCGGGUGUCGGUGGCCUGCUUCUUCCGGACGUACGGUGCCGCCGCGUCCAUGAGGGUGCUGCAGCCGAUCGUCACCGGCGGAGACCGCGCGAGGUACAAGAGCGCGACGGUGGAGGAGCUGCUCCGGCACUACAGGGCCAAGGGCCUGGACGGCACCUCCGCGCUCGACCACUUCAGGCUCUGA